UUACCGCUGGCACGGUUCGAUCCCGUUCUCUUUCGUCCCCUACCCCUAUCCCGUUCUUUCCUGUUACCCUCUCCCGGUUCCCUUCUCUCUCCCAAGUCCCAACUCCCAUCUCGCCGGCUCGCCCGAUGCAGACCGAGAUCCCUUUCUCGCUCCCACCUCGCCCGACGCAGAGAGGAGCUCCUGCCGUAGCAACUGGGCGGAGGGAACCCCGUACCCGGGAGCGGCGGUCGCCGGGGCGGAGCUUGACGAAGCCGAGCGAUGGGCCGGCGUGGUGGCGGAGGAGCUCGGCCUGGAGCACGGCGGGGUCCAUCCGCGAGAGGUCCGGCGGCGGCGGCAAUUUCCGCACGGGCCUCGCGGCGCCCCAAUGCCGCCAGUCCUCGUCCUCCUCCUCGUCCACCACGUCGCGGAGGUCGUCCAGCGACGUCUCCGCUCUCGACGCCCGAGCACAGGAGGUCGGUUAAUGGGCUUCCAGCCCAGCCCAGGAACAAAGAAGAGCAGCACCGAACGAGUUUAGGAUUGGGAAGCUGGAUGGAUGGAUUUUGACAAGAGGCUUCCGAACACACCUCAGUAUGGGCUAUAUAGCCUCUAUGGCCAGAGAGUCAGCCAGAGGAGCAAAAGCUAGCCCGCGUAUUUGGUCCAGCCCACACCACCCAUCAUGGUGGAGAAGUCCAAAUUCGGGUCUCUCGCCUCCAACACGCGACCGGAUCCUCUUCGUCCGCCCUUGAUCGGACGGGCAUUCCGGCGUGCAAGCCACUCAACUCGGAACCAUAAAUACCAAGAGAGAGAGAGAGAGAGCAGAAAAGAUGGGCUCGGAGGGGCCGGGGCGUGGGCCUGAGAGGGACAUCGACGAUCUGCCGCGGAACGACGCCAACUACACGGCGCUGACGCCGCUCUGGUUCCUGGAGCGGGCAGCCCUGGCGCAGCCGGACAGGGCGUCGGUCGUCCAUGGCCCAGUCCGGUACACCUGGGCCGAGACCUACCGCCGGUGCCGCCGCCUCGCCUCCGCCCUGGCGCAGCGAUCGGUCGGCCACGGCAACACGGUUGCUGUGAUAGCUCCAAAUGUUCCGGCAACUUAUGAAGCGCACUUUGGUGUUCCAAUGUGUGGAGCUGUGGUGAACUGUGUCAACAUCCGGUUAAAUGCUGAGACGAUCGCAUUCCUUCUUGAUCAUUCCAUGGCAGAGGUUGUGAUGGUGGACCAAGAAUUUUUCACCCUAGCCGAAGAAUCGCUGAAGAUAGUGGCAGAGAGGAAGAAACAGGAAUUUAGGCUUCCAAUCCUUCUUGUUGUUGGAGAUCCAACUUGCAAUCCAAAGUCUCUACAGUAUGCGCUGAGACAUGGGGCCACUGAAUAUGAAGAGUUCCUGAAAACUGGUGACCCGGAAUUCAAUUGGAAGCCACCAAAGGAUGAAUGGCAGAGCAUUGCCUUAGGGUACACUUCUGGGACUACUUCAAGCCCAAAAGGUGUCGUUUUGCACCAUCGUGGCGCAUAUCUCAUGGCGCUCAGUGUCGCUAUGGUGUGGGGAAUGCCGGAAGGGGCUAUUUACCUGUGGACUUUGCCCAUGUUCCAUUGUAAUGGUUGGUGUUACACUUGGGCAUUGGCUGCCCUCUGUGGAACCAGCAUAUGUCUUCGCCAGGUGAGCACAAAGGCUAUAUACACCGGCAUCGCAAAACAAGGAGUCACACAUUUCUGUGCUGCACCUGUCGUCAUGAAUAACCUCAUAAACGCUCCUGCAAGUGAAACCUUUCUGCCACUCCCCCGUGUGGUAAACGUCAUGUUGGCGGGAGCUGCCCCGACACCAUCUCUUCUCGCUGCCCUGUCUAUCCGUGGUUUUCGUGUCACGCACACUUACGGUCUGUCGGAAACCUAUGGCCCGUCGACAGUGUGCGCGUGGAAGCCGGAGUGGGACAAUCUGCCACUGGAGGAACGUUCCCUUCUGCAUUGUCGACAGGGCAUCAGAUACACUGCACUGGAAGGCCUGGACGUCGUUGAUCCCAAAACAAUGGCCCCUGUCCCAGCUGACGGCAAGUCCUACGGUGAGAUCGUCAUGAGGGGCAACGCUGUCAUGAAGGGCUAUCUGAAGAACCCCAAGGCUAACGCGGAGGCGUUUGCGCAUGGCUGGUACCACUCUGGUGACCUCGGUGUGAAGCACCCCGACGGGUACAUAGAAGUCAAGGACCGGAUGAAAGACAUCAUCAUCUCCGGCGGGGAGAACAUCAGCACCCUGGAGAUCGAGAAAGUGCUGUACAUGCACCCCGAUGUCCUCGAGGCCUCGGUCGUUGCCAGGGCUGACGAGAGAUGGGGAGAGUCGCCAUGCGCAUUCGUUACACUGAAGGAAAGUGCUGACAGUUCGGACGAAGCAGCCCUGGCGGGCAACAUCAUGAAGUUCUGCCGUGAGAGGAUGCCGGGCUACUGGGUGCCAAAGUCGGUCAUCUUUGGGCCGUUGCCGAAGACUGCGACAGGGAAGAUAAAGAAGCACGAGCUGAGGGCAAAGGCCAAGGAGCUUGGCCCUGUGAAGAAGAGCAGGAUGUGAACUGAUCUGAUGCUGAGAUGUACACAUGUAUAGAGAUCGUGAAUAAGACCAGGGUUUGUGCUUCGGGACUUCGGGAUAAUUCCCGCUUGAUAUGACUUGCGUGCACAAGUCGUUCCCCGCCCCCCAGAGAAGCUUUGAUUGAUGUGCUGGUUGUGUUGUUUGGAUAGAGAUCUGAGUAUGAUUCAAGCUGUGUUUAUAGUCUCUGAUGUGAUCUCACGCCGAAACUGAGCAAAUAAUGUGCUAAACUGCUAGUAAUUUCGAGGCCGUUCUUUUGUUUCUCGAUGAAUCAA
This is a messenger RNA of Brachypodium distachyon (stiff brome), 2818 nucleotides long. RefSeq names its product acetate/butyrate--CoA ligase AAE7, peroxisomal. Lineage: Eukaryota; Viridiplantae; Streptophyta; Magnoliopsida; Poales; Poaceae. The transcript has 4 exons. The record is from RefSeq and is a predicted model, not a curated record. The coding region runs from base 804 to 2528 and encodes 574 amino acids.